This is a messenger RNA of Cynara cardunculus var. scolymus (artichoke), 2113 nucleotides long. Its product is annotated as trihelix transcription factor GT-2-like. The transcript has 2 exons. NCBI's taxonomy places the organism in Eukaryota, Viridiplantae, Streptophyta, Magnoliopsida, Asterales, Asteraceae. The coding region runs from base 22 to 1749 and encodes 575 amino acids. The record is from RefSeq and is a predicted model, not a curated record.
UCUUCUUCCUCUUCAAAGCUGAUGCUGCCGGGACCAGUUGCUAACACCGCCGAUGCCGCCGCUUCAUCACAGCCUCCACCUCAACCACAAGCAAGUGUUGCCGUUGAAUUCAGUGAAGAAGAAAGAGGAAGAUUUGAAGGUGAGCGGAGUUCCGGUGGAAACGGAUGGCCGCGCCAGGAAACACUGGCUCUCUUAAAAAUCCGGUCAGAUAUGGAAUUUGCUUUUCGUGAUGCGACUGCCAAAGGUCCAUUAUGGGAUGAAGUCUCAAGAAAACUUGGCGAGCUCGGGUAUCAUCGAAGUGGCAAGAAGUGCAAGGAGAAAUUCGAGAACGUCUACAAAUAUUACAAGAGAAUCAAAGAAGGCCGCACCUCCAAAGCUGACGGCAAAACCUAUCGAUUCUUCGAUCAAUUAGAGGCUCUCGAAGCCAAUCUGGGAGGUCCUACCCACCCUACUCCACCACCGCCUGCAAUGGCUACCAGUAACAUUACCACCACUCAACUUCCAUUCUCAACACAUCCGCCAGUCACUGUUCCAUCUGUUGCUAUUCCGUUCGGAUCUCAUCAAAACAACGUCAGUCCUAUCUCCGUUGCAGCACCCGCGGUGGUUAUGCCUCAUGUCGGUGGCUUUCCUUUUUCUCAUCCAAAUAUCUCGGCUUCUACGAAUUCGACUUCUUCGGCUAAUUCAUCUGACAACGAACCCCCCGUGGUGAGGAAGAAGAGGAAGAGGAAGUGGAAGGAUUUCGUUGGGAGGUUGAUGAAGGAAGUGAUACAUAAACAAGAGGAACUACAGAUGAAAUUUCUUGAUCAGAUCGAGAAACGAGAACGAGAGCGGAUGGCGAGAGAGGAGGCUUGGAGAAUGGAAGAGAUGGCCAAGAUGAACCGGGAGCAUGAUAUGUUGGUGCAGGAGAGAUCCAUCGCCGCCGCUAAAGACGCUGCCGUUAUCACGUUCUUGCAGAAGAUUACGGAACAAAACCCCAAUGCCGCCGUCCCUCAAAUCUUACAGCAGCAACCGCAGAACCAACCACCACCUCCACAACCAAUCCAGCAGCAACAAAAGCAGCAGAAUCUACAACCGCCACCAGCACCAGCACCGCCACCACAACAACAUCAAUUUCAGGUGCCAGCAUUACCAGUGGUGAAAAAUGUUGAUAAUAGUGGUGAAGUUAAGCCGAAUAUGCUAUCACCAAGCCCAUCAAGAUGGCCAAAAGCAGAAGUGUAUGCACUGAUCAAUCUCCGGACAACACUUGAUAUGAAAUAUCAAGAUAGUGGGCCAAAAGGGCCGUUGUGGGAAGAGAUAUCCGCCGGCAUGUUGAGGCUGGGAUACAACAGGAAUGCGAAAAGGUGCAAAGAGAAAUGGGAGAACAUCAACAAGUACUACAAGAAGGUGAAAGAGAGCAGCAAAAGAAGAGCAGAAGACUCAAAAACAUGCCCAUAUUUCCACCAGCUUGACGCCAUUUACAGGGAGAAAGCCAACAACAGCAGCCAUAAUAAUCCCACCAGAUUCCCAGAAAGCACCCAGAUGGAAGCAAUUAUGGCAGAACCAGAGCAACAGUGGCCACUUCCGGCGGUGGUGCAGCAGCAGCAGCAGCAAUCUACGAUUCACCAGAGUCAUGAAAACGUAGAUCAUCAGAAUAACGAAGAUGAUUAUGAUGAUGAGGAUGAAGAGGAAGAAGAUGAAGGCGGUGAGUAUGAGAUUGUAUCCAACAAGAACUCAUUAUCAAUGGGCGCCGUUAGAGUGACAGAAGCAUAGAGGAGAGAGAUUUUUGAAUGGGAAAAAGAAAGAGAGUGAAAGUGGAUGGGAGCAAAAGAGACGUGGAUGCAGAACGGGUCGGGUUGUGUGUUGGUUGGUGAAAACUUGAAGGAAGCAUGAGAUAGGUCGGAGCCUUGAGGGGUAACUUUGUAAGUUCAUAUAGUAUAGUAUAUUGUUGUUUACUUUACGAUUUAAUUAUUAUUUGCAAGAAAAAGAAAAUAAAUUCUGAGUAAUUAAUUAAGGGGGAUAUGGAUAUGGAUGAUCAGUAGAAUAAAGAUAGAGUAGUUUUGUAAUGUUGUUUGUUUGUUGUUAAUUCAUGUAAAUUGUUGUUUUAAUACUUGAUUAUACAAACUAAUUCUUUUUC